Molecule: messenger RNA, 333 nt
Organism: Anisakis simplex (herring worm)
Lineage: Eukaryota; Metazoa; Nematoda; Chromadorea; Rhabditida; Anisakidae
Source: the annotation of a GenBank genome assembly
AUUCCGUUUGAUGACUUUCUGCUGGCAUAUUCCACAGAACAACGUGCCCUGCUGAGAAGUGUCUACCAAGUUGCAGCCGACAGUAGCAUUUUUGGAGCAUCUCUCGAGGAAAUUAAGGAGAAAUUGGCAAACAGCACGACGAAUGAGGAUAUCGAAUGGGCGUUGCAAGAAAUGCAACGAGAAGUGCAGUUGGUGUUGGUGGGUGUGGACUGCGAUCGUUACGUGACAGCCGCGAAUGGACAGUGCUGGAUUUUGAACGGUGAACAGGGUUCGUUCUUUGCCGAGCCGUGGACCACUCUGAACGGAGACAUUAAUCCAUCAACUGUUCGGUGA